AUGGUUGCACAUCCGUCCGUCAGCCACGUCGACAGCUGUCCCAGGGUGCGCGGUCCGCCUGAGGCUCUCGGCAGCUCACACAUAAUGCGAGCUUGUGACUCAAUUGUUCACCAGGAGCCAAUCGCGCAUCUCCAAGGCCGUCGUUUCCAUCACAUUUUGGGCAAGCUAUGCUCGUAUGCCGAGGUGCCUGCUGGUGGAGGUGUGCCUCGGAGGAAAGGGGCAACAGAUCAGGGUGAUGAUACUGAAACGCCAUUUGCCAUCUGGGCAUCUUCAGGCGAAAUGCUACCGGCUUUGGUCGGCAAGGAGCAGGACGAUGGCCUGAAGUUGCCGCAGAAUUUCUUGCCGAGAUCUGAGACCCUGCCGUCUGCAUGA
Messenger RNA from Akanthomyces muscarius, 372 nucleotides. RefSeq lists its product as uncharacterized. The transcript is spliced from 7 exons. The record is from RefSeq and is a predicted model, not a curated record. The coding region runs from base 1 to 372 and encodes 123 amino acids. Lineage: Eukaryota; Fungi; Ascomycota; Sordariomycetes; Hypocreales; Cordycipitaceae.